UUAUUUAUACGUCUGUGGUCCAACGGAGUUCAGAUGGAGUGCUGUGUGCGUGUGUGGAGAUGAGCUGAAGUCAUGAGCCUGGGCUGUUGGAGUGGUUUUAAUCAGCAACCCGUUAGAGGAGAAUGGAAAACGUCUGACAGGGUGAAGAACUGAGUCGAACAUCACUUGCCUUUCUCUGCUGGGGGCCUCUCAUUUCUUGCCUGCUGAUGUCAUGGAAGAACUCAAGCCCAGAACUGAUGGAGAGAGAACUUGAGUACAGAAAACAUACCUUUCUGCCUUACUUUUAUGCUGGCGGAAAGCAGCCAGACUGAUCGCCCCUAUAAUGUGGAAAUGGGACAAAUCAGAAAUCUGAGGUGCCAUGGCUUGCCGGCAGAUUGUGCCUGGCCGGAGAUGGUGUCGUUUUCGCCCAUUCCUGAUGGUGCUGGUCCUGGCUGCCUAUCUCUUCUACCAGACCCUGAUGCCUUUAAGAUCCAAGAGACCAACAACUCCUACAAGUGGCAAUGGAUUGCUGCCCAGCAAAGCAGCUGAGAUGCAACAUCAGACACACCAAGUCCUUGCAAGGCGAGUCAGUUGCUUCAUUCCUUCUAACAAACAAGAAGGGCAGAAGGAGAUUGAAGAUACCAGUUUUAAGUUUUUUAAUAACAAAGCUAAGGAAGCCAUACUGCACAUCCCUUCUUCUGGCAAUGGACAAGAUCUUCAAUUAUAUCAGCAAAUCCUUACACAACACAAUUAUAGAGUUACAGUCAUUGAAGACAGGAAACUAAACAGAAAUGAACAUUUACAUCCAGAUGAAUUAAGUUCUUGGGACCUUUUGCUUUGCCUCUCAUCUAACAAAGCUGACCAUGAAAAUUGCUUAAAUAUAGUGGAAUCAUAUCAACCAACACUACUGCAAAAGGCAAAUGUUCUCUCUCAAAUCCAGCAUCUGCUUUCCAGAAAAGAAGGAUUGUGCCAAAUAAUGAGAACAUUUCCAGAUUUGCAUCUUCCAAUUAUUUCUUCUGCUUGCCCAGAAUCAAAAAUUAUAUCUCUUCAUACACUCCACUCAUAUGAUAAGAAUGAAAGGAUACGUUUGAUAGAAACAUUACAUCAGCCAGCCAAGGUUGUUCACCAACAUCCAAUCCCCAUUAAGACAGAAAAUAAGGAAGCCUUUAAAAUUCAAGAUUUUUCCAUCAUCAUCAAAGUGUAUGUGUUGGUGACAUCAUUAACACCUUUACAGGCAUUCAUUCAUUCAACUGGAAUUGUCUGGGAUCCACCUAAGAAGAAGCAUUUUUCAGUCAAGUUGCAAACAUUUUUUCAGACAUUUUUGAGGGCUGCUUCUCCUCAGCAGGCUUUGGAUGACAUGAAAGAGGCAAUAAGCCAACUCUUGUUGAUAACUGAGGUUUUCAGUGAAGCAGCAUUGCCUCAACCACAAACUACUAGCCAAUGCAGUUCUUGCUUUCAGAUGUUAACUUUUGAUAUUGGAUUUGGACACACUUUUUAUCCUAUUGUUCUUGAGGUACAUGAAUAUUUUGAUUUUCAAGCUGAUGAAGAUUCAUUUUCAGAGGACCAAAGUGUUAAAGAAAUUCUUCUUAGAGAUACAUUUAAUAUCCUGUUAUCAAAUCAAACGUCUUCUUCCACUUUCUUUGAAGCUAUGCAAAAUGUAUAUCGAUCAGCAAGAAUUAAGGAUGACCAUCUCAAGGAGAAUUCUGAUUAUUGCCUAACAUUAGAAGAAUUAAAUCCAUUGAUUAGCUUUGUGAAAGGGAUUCAAAAUCCAGGGCAGUUUGAAUUGCUUUUCCCUUCUGCUAUUCCUAAAAUCCAUUUUUUGCUGCAUGAUCUUUAUCGUAUAGUGAACCCAGGAAAAAAGCUUAACUCCAUCCUAGCUCUUCAUUGGUUCCUUUCAAGUUUAUUUAAACAGUUCCAAGGAAUUAGCAAAGUAGCAUCUGCAAACUUUCCAAAAGGGCAAAACCGUUCAAGAAAUAAGCCUUUGAUGACAGCUAAAUGGUCAAAUCUUGGGAUUUCUUAUUCAGAAAAAGACAACAUUCAACUAAGGUUAUCCUCCCCAGUCAAGGAAAAAGAUAAAGAACUACACAUUUUAAAUCUGGCUAAAGAAAUGCAUUGCAGUCAUGAUAAAGAUACACUACCUCAUAUCAAGCAGAUCAUCACUAGCCCACAUUUGGACUUAAAUCCUAAUUUUGACCCCAGAAUCAAAGAAUACUACACUGAAGUGCCUUUUGAUCUUUUGACAAUCAAGAUUAGAGCAGAACCCAUGAACUGUCAAGGUGAAGCCCACUUGGAUGAGAGACAUGGACCAAGCUCUGCACAUUACCCACUUGGAUUAGGUAUAAACAUAGUAAUUAUUGUAGUAACAGACAAGUCUCAAUCAGUCAAUGAGAUUGUGAGCAUCUACAAAAUCAUCAUUUUUCGUGAAGACCGUCCAAGCUUACCAUUAUUUGAUGAUUUCAUGCUGUGUGGUUUUAUACAGGAUUGUGGCUCAGUCAUUCAUCCUGAGGAAUCCUGUGGUUUGCAGCCUCUCUCUGCUGAAUAUCUGUCUAUCGUUUCACAGCCACAGUUGAAGACAUGUGAAAUGGGGGAUGUAAAAGGACAGUGGAUUGUUCCUUGCCUUAGUUGUUCUGAUAACAGAACCUGUGAUUGGAGGCAGAUAACAUGGCAGCCAAAUAAUUGUCAGUACCCUGUUUUGAAUAAACCAGAACUCCAAAAGUGUGUAGAAAGAAAAAAGGUUCUUUUCAUUGGUGAUUCCACUAACAGAGGGAUGAUGUAUUACCUGAUAGAGAGAGUGAAUGAGACCCUUCAAGAAUGGCAAAAGGCACAUGGCAUGAAGUUUUAUCACAAUGUGAACAAUGGGAGCACUUUCAUUAGUUAUUCAUAUUAUCCCCAAUUCUGGAUCAGUGUCAGUCAAAGACCUACAUUUGAAGAAGCUCUAGAGCAGCUGCUAUUCAGAUCACAGCCAUUAGAGAAUACAGGCCAAACCAUACUAGUUAUUGGUGGAGUCCAAUGGCUUAAUUUCAGUCACUUGCAUAUUAUUCAAAAAGUACUAAAGCGAAUGAAUCUCUCAAAUAUAAUGGUAGUGAUAAAAUCCCUAGGAAUGGGCUUUCAUCUGCCAGUAGAUGGAGUACACACUUUGUCAUCAUCAGAAAUACAGAAUUUGUGGAAAGAAAAUCUUGCUAUUCUAAACACUGCAAAACACUAUGGCUAUGAGGUCGUUGAUACUUUCAUUAUUACAAUGGGACGGUACAAGGAAUUUUUGCAAGGGAAAUGUGGUUGUCAUUUUCAUGAGGUGGUGAAAUCAAAGGCAUCUGAAAAAAGCUUUCCUAUAGCAACAACAUUCGCAAGACCCUAUGUUCUGGGCAAAUAUUUCAACAACCAAAGCAACCUUGUAAAACUGCAAGCUUAUGCAUCCAAUUCUCAAUCUCCUUAUCAUGUGAGAGGCCCAAUCAAUCAAGUUUAUUCUGAAAUACUCCUCAGCAGGAUCUGUGGGAACAACAGAAAGGAUGUCAGCAUGUAAUUUCGAAUGUUAGGCAUGUAGAGCUCAAAGACUCCCCAUUUUCCCAUGGAGUGGCCCACUGAUCCUCUCAGAUUUAGUACACAUUUCUCUGAAAGGCGGAACAGAUUAGCAUAAUUCAAGACAUGUGGGCAUUUCAUCAAAGCCAUAGAAAAUCAAGAUGGAUCUUCAUAGAUUUGUGGCUUCAGAGGGAGAAACAGAAGCACAAGUGGCAAAAGCAAGAAGAAAAAGUUACUUGAAAUAGUGCCCAACAUUAAGUCAGAUGUAAGCUACAUUUAUGCAAUAUUGUAUGAUAGGAUAUACUGCAAUGCACUCAUUCCAUGUUUAAAGAUUUUAUGAUUAUAAAUGAAAAAAGCAAUAGAAGAAAAUGUACUUUUAGCAUUUGCAUUGAAGAAAUGAUGGCAUCAAUUCUAAGACUGCAAAGUAAUAAUAAUAAAAAUCUCACAAGAGAUUUUUGUCCAGACUGAUUAUGUGCCAUCAAGUCAAUUUCAACUCCUAGUGACCACACAGUUAAAUCUUUUUCCAUGACAAACUGUUCAUAACUUGGUCUUUUAGUUCUUCCAAUAGUCUAUGCAUCACUGUAACUGAACGCUUCCACCUUGUUGCUAGUUAUUCUCUUCUCUUUCCUUCCAUCCUUCCCAGCAUUACAACCUUCGUUAGAUCUCUUGAAAUAAUGUGUCCAAAGCAGGAUAAUUUUAGCUGGAUCUAGUAGUGAGUAUUUUGGGUUGAUCUUGUUCAAAUUAACCUGACUUAUAUUCAAAAUGCUAGGUAACUUCUACUUGUAGCUCUAUUGCACUGAUUAAGGUUACACAAGUACCAUGUGGCUCCAUGAAGAAGUUUUAUUCCUUCUUCUUUGUCCUCUGUUAUUAAGUUGAUGCAGAUUUCAGAAUGUUUGUCUGUAAACAGAAGCAAAACUUUAAAGAAAAUUGGUUUGGUUUGGUUUUAUGGUUUUAUUUGAUUUGUAUACCGCCCUACUCCCGAAGGACUCAGGGCGGUGAACAGCCAACAAUAAAAUACAUAAAUACACAAAAUUUAAAAACCCGAUAAAAUCAAAUUAAACUUUUUGGCCCAGACAAAUUAAAAUACCCCAAUAAUUUAAAAACAGAUUAAAAUUUACAUAUUUUAAAAUUGCCCAUAUAAAUACCUUUAUUUUAUAACAUUACAUUUUCCUUCUUCCUCCUCCAGUAGUGGAAUUGACUUGAGAACUUCUAAACGAAAUUAUUGUACUGUUUAGCAAAACCAUUUAAGAAUGGGGAAAGAAAAUUCAGCUUGUAACUUGGAUCAAGGUAAUAUAAAAAAAGACCCAGUUUGGUGUAAUGAUUAAUGGUAUCAUGAAUCAAGGCAAAUAUACAUGUCCUAAUGGUCCUACAAUGGUGCAGGAUCCAAUCUGGGUAAAUCACUGGGAGCAGAGGUUUAGUCUCUCGAGCUUUCGGACUUGUGCUGGACCCCAUCCUCAGGAAACUUCUCUCUACAGCAGGGUGUCAAACUCAAGGCCAGGGGCCGGAUCCAGCCUGUAGGAUGCUUAGAUCUGGCCUGCGGGGUCACCCUGGAAACAGAGAAGGACUGGCCUGCAGUGCCUCUGCCAGUGAAAACAGAAGAGCUGCCUGUGGCCCUCCCAAGUUCCUUUUUCGCUGGCAGAGGGUUGCAGGAGACUAUCGCAGCUGAAAACAGAGCUCGGGCGCCUGUUUUCGCUGGCAGAGCGCUCAGGCUACCACAGGCGCCCCAAACAUGAGUGAUGUCAAGCUGGCCAUGCUCACCCUGGCUAUGCCCACCCCAGCCCCCCAACGUCAAACACAACCCUGAUGCAUCUCUUAAUGAAAUCGAAUUUGACACCCCUGCUCUACAGGAAUGUGUCCUUUGGGGUAUUCUAUGCUUAGUAUUUAUGUGGUGCCUGAUUGGGUGAGACUUUUUAUUGGUUGAUUGGGGUAUUGAUGGCCGGCUAUUAAGUUGUUGGUUGUUGUUUCCUUGUGCUGCCAAGUCCUCAGCUCCAAAGUACCUGAUAAGUUGGUGGUAAAUCAGCACUCCGGUUGACUGACAAGGAGCCCAUUUCUCAGACUUCAAUCAUUUCCCUCUGUAUCUUUGUACCUGCUCGGCCAAGGCAUCAGGCUAGAAACCAGGAGACCAUAAGUUCUAGUUCCACCUUAGGCAUAAAGCCAGCUUGGGUCAGAAAUUUUAUCUCAAUGCUAGGAAGUAGUAGACAAUGGCAAACAACUUCUGGGAAACCUUGCCAAGAAAACUGCUAGGAUUGUCCACUCCAGGCAGUCUCCAAGAAUCAGACAUGACUGAACAGAAGAAGAAAAAAGUAUGAAACAGACUGGUUUCCUUAAAACCUUGUCAUGAGAUUGUAGUUGCAGGAUUUGAAUUGGUACUGAUAUUUUUGACUUACAUUUUUUAGCCAUAUGAUGUAUAUACACUGUAUUUUCUUUUGCUCUGCCAGAAAUCACGCCCGAAGGCUAAGGGAGGUUACAGAAACCUUGAUACUAUUUGCUCAGCUCAGUGAGAUUCUAUAUGUGCCUGGCAGCCCAGUUUACCUUGUUCGGUGUGUAUUGCCAACAGAAUCAUAGCAACAGCAACAACAAAACAAUUUCAUUUUCUUGCAGUGACCUUGCAAGUGUUAUCUGCAAGGUAUGGUAAAAGAGGUCAAAAUGGUAGCCAUGACAAUAGGACACACAUUUUAAAAAAUGGAAAGAGCUUUCAUUUCACCAUUAUGGAUGCUCUCUUGACUUUUCUAUUAUAUCCUGCAGACACCACCGGUCUCUGCAUUUGGACACAUAUUUUGCCUUUGUUCAUUUCACUGAUACUAGAGUGCAGUGUCCUCAAAAUUUCUCUCUGAAUAUAAAUAUUUUUCAUAACCUUACAGAAAUGAUUAUGCAUGUAUCUCAAACGAAAAAUUACAUACCUAGUCUAAACUUGAAGUAACUUGUAUUAGUGCCAAAGGUAAACCUGAAAUAAAGGUAAACCUGACUUACUGAACAGUCUUAAAAUAAUUAUAUUUACUUAUAACUUAAAUAUUCCUAUGGAUACAAAUUCUGAUUUUAAAAAACACAUACACAUUGAGAGGUGAUCCAGAUUUCCGAGAGCUUGAUUACCUUCCAAUAGAAGCAAAUAUUUAAAGAAGAUUGCCUGUAUAAAUAUAUUAUACUGAAAGUAAUGUUAAAGUUGAAGUCAUACAGAAAGUCUUUAAAAAAACAAACAAACUAUAACGAAUUCUGGUUCUGUAAUAGAUUUCAUGCUGGCAAAUGUGCAAUGUGAAUUCUGAAGGUUCAUUAUUAUAUGGUUAUCCUAUGCUGUAUUUCACUGUUUCAUGUUUCUCAGAUGUCGCUGUUUUGAAAGCAUCAUUUCAGUGCUUUAUUUAGGCAUAUUUUAUGUCAAUUUAUCACUGUAACAUGCAAAUCAACCUAAUAUGAAUACGGACCAUAGAUGUUUAUCAGUGAUAUCUAAAUUGUAAUUAGGCAAUAGUAAAUAUGUAUAAAAUAAAUAUUGAUACAUUGUAUGAUAUA
Pantherophis guttatus is the source of this 6996-nucleotide messenger RNA. RefSeq names its product cadherin like and PC-esterase domain containing 1 (gene CPED1). The record is from RefSeq and is a predicted model, not a curated record. Lineage: Eukaryota; Metazoa; Chordata; Lepidosauria; Squamata; Colubridae.